Molecule: messenger RNA, 1479 nt
Organism: Tetrahymena thermophila SB210
Lineage: Eukaryota; Ciliophora; Oligohymenophorea; Hymenostomatida; Tetrahymenidae
Exons: 7
Source: RefSeq, a predicted model, not a curated record
AUGAAAUCAUUACCUGAUUUACCAUAAUAAUUGAUAAAAAACAAAAAAUAAAUUCAAAUUUAUACUACUAAAAAGAAAUAAAUUAAAUUUGAAGUUUUAGAAGCAUUUUAUAAUGAUUUUAAAAAUUUCGCAUCGAAUUAUGUUUUGAAAGACUAAAUGGAAUUAAAAGACUUAGUUUACUUAGGAUAUAAUCAAAAAUAUUAUUUCAACUCAAUAAGAUAAAUAAAUAAAAUUUUGAUAUAAAGUUAUAGAGCAGAAGUAAAUUAAAAUAAUGGAAAUUGCCCCUCUUUAGUUAAUAUACAAUAUUUCAAAUUGAGCGAUUUAUUAAUCGAUCUUGAUAACUUUUUGCUGUUAAAAGCUCUAACUGUAAUACUUUUUAAAUCAAGUAAUAUAAAAUGCUUAAGUUAUCCAUUGAAUAUGCUAUAAUAUCUUUCUUCCUAAAAGCCAAAUUUAGAAUAGCUUUAACUAAUAUUCAGUGGAUUCACUGAGAAUAUCAUAGAUACUAAAUUCUGUGAAGAACUAUAAAAAUGUUAAUAGUUAAAGUCUAUUGAAAUUGAAUUUUGUGAAACAAACAUUUAAGUUUAGAAAGCUUACUUAAUUUCAAAAUCAAUAUAAAACUUGCCAAAUUUAUCAAAAAUAUCUAUAAAAAUGCCUCUUAAUAAAAUGUAAUAAGGAGACCGACUUGUUUCUAUCAUAAAAUAAGACACGCAAAAUAACUAGCUAAAAUAGCUUAAACUUGGAUAAUAUGCGAAAAAGUAGGGAUUAGAAACUUUUAAUUAUGAUCUUGAGAUCAUAUCAAACGCUCCUAACUUGGAAGAGCUAGAAAUUUCUAGUUAUCAUGUUAAACUUGAUGAAAAUUAUUUGAAGAAAAUAAUUAAAAAUUCUUAACAGAAACUUUAAAAGCUCAGAAAAUUAGAUUUUACAUUCAAGUAUUCUGAAUUUGAUUAAUAAUUGUAAAUUAUUAAAGAUGAAGCAAAAAAAUUUAAAAGCUUAGAAGUAUUAACUACUGCAGGAUUUUUUGAUGAUGAAACUACCUAUUUUCUAUUUGAAUAUGAUAAGUUUGGAGUUAUUUAAAAGAUGCUUUUAAAUUUUUAGUAUUGGAGAAACUAUGGGCCUUAUGUAUCAAAUCCUAAACAUGUAAUUUAGGAAAAUAUAAAAAGAUAAUAACUACUAGAAAAAGAAAUCUAGUUUAGUGAAAAUAAUUUUAGGUUAGCUUCACUUAGAAUGUAAAAUUUAACUUUUUACUAAUAUAAAAUUAAUUUUAAUGAAUUUAGUUAUGAGGGAACAUUUGAAAAAUAAUAAUUGAUCAAAAUGAUGUCAAGUAUUAAUCAGAAAAUUAGAAAAAUUUAUUUUAUACAGCUCAGCUAUGUUAAUAUUUUUUAAGGAACAGAUGAGGAGGAAUAACAUUUUAGAGAAUCAAAAAUCUAUUAUUACAUAAUAAGGAAAUACUUAUAUGCUGUUAAAUUUUCAGAUUAUUGA